UAGUUGUGCUACGUCUUUUGUGGUAAUCGGUUCGUUGUGAAAAGUGCUGAGUGAAAAUUGAUUUUUUAAACUUGACCAUUGAAUACAAGUGACGAAGAUUCUAUAAUUCAAUUAGACAAGUGUAAUACAAUACACAUAUCGUAGAAAGCCCGAUCCGGUUAAGUGAACAAAAUUCGUAGCGCUUACGCUCCCACCUGUAUUUUUACGGCUGUUAUUCACGUUUUGGGUAUUUCCGAAAUUAUGGCGAGUUUAGUAUCUCAAACAGUGAACAUAUAGAGACGUCAGCUGAUCGAACAUUUAAACAAGAAAAACGUAGAAUCGAGUACAAAAUAUGAACACUUUGUUUUCUAACUAAAAAUGAAUAAAACAAUUGUUAUUGCUGCAUUGGCGGCAUUUUUGCCUUUGGUUUGGUCGCAAUGUCUUACACGGAAUGAUACAGCCAGGCUUUCGGCUGACAAAUUAUAUUAUGGACAGCGGAAAUUCUCAGUCAGUCUUCUCGAUGCUCUCCAAAAGGCCCGACCAAACGAAAGUUUAUUCUUUUCACCGCACAGUACCUAUCGCGCAUUAUUGUUGGCUUAUUUCGGAGCCAAAGGUGAAACCGAGAAAUCGUUGAAGAAAACCUUACAUUUGGAUUGGGCGAAUAGCAAAGCUGACGUAAGCCAUGCAUAUGAAUUGGAGAAACUAGCACGAGCUAAUCGUCGCGAACAUCAGACCGUUGAAUUCAAUUCGGUUGACAAACUCUACUUCUCGAAACAAGUUGAAUUGAAAGAUUGCUUGAAGCAAAUGUUCAACGAGAGUAUUGAAAUAUUGAACUUUGCAACUGAGCCAGAAGAAGCCCGUGACCAGAUUAAUAAGUUUGUUGAAGAGGUAACGAAAGAUAACAUCAAAGAUCUUUUGCCACCUGGCUCAAUAAGCCACGAUACAAAUGUCGUUUUGGCCAAUGCCGCUUUCUUCAAAGGAAACUGGGCAUCGAAAUUCGACAAGGAAGACACGCAGAAGAAAAUUUUCUACGAACACAGUCGCAUGCCAGUCUAUGUCGAUAUGAUGAGACAAAGAGGUCAUUUCAAUUACGGAGUCAUCGAGGAACUUAACACAGUCUUCUUGGAAAUGCCUUACAAAGGCGAAGAUGGAUCCAUUUCUAUGUACAUCUUCUUACCGGUUUUUACAGUCAAUGCUAUUGAUGAGUUCUUGGAGAAAGUUACACCCGAAAUGUUGGACGAAGUAUUCAGCGGUGGAUUGCAACGUGAAGUUGAUAUUGAAUUCCCGAAAAUUUCAUUCGAGCGUAAAUUUGAACUUGUGCCGAUCUUGAAACACAUGGGCGUUGGAGAUUUAUUUGAAAGCGGUGCAAAUUUGACUGAUUUCUCAGAGAAGCAAUCAUUGAAAUUCGAUGAUGCAGUGCAUCAAGCCAAAAUCGAAAUCGAUGAAGAGGGAUCAGUAGCUGCAGCAGCCACAGCCAUAUUCAGUUUUAGAUCAAGCAGACCAACAGAGCCAGCACAAUUUAUCUGUAAUCAUCCGUUUAUGUUCCUCAUUCAUGAUCAGAAAUCCAAAGAAAUUCUCUUCGCUGGCGUUUACCGAGGACCCAACGAAUAAAUGGCUGCAAACAGUGUGCCGAACAUCUUUUUAAUUUCUUUUCUUAAUGUGUUGUAGAUUUACAAGUAACAGUGCUUUACCCAAUUUAUUUUUUAGAACGAUUGUUAAUAUAUAUGCAUGUGAACUGUACACAUCCGAACGUAUUUAUUUGUAAUAAAUUUCAACAAGAAAACUGA
Sitodiplosis mosellana (orange wheat blossom midge) is the source of this 1766-nucleotide messenger RNA. Its product is annotated as serine protease inhibitor 88Ea-like. The record is from RefSeq and is a predicted model, not a curated record. The coding region runs from base 358 to 1590 and encodes 410 amino acids. NCBI's taxonomy places the organism in Eukaryota, Metazoa, Arthropoda, Insecta, Diptera, Cecidomyiidae. The transcript is spliced from 6 exons. Gene Ontology annotation, molecular function: serine-type endopeptidase inhibitor activity.